This is a messenger RNA of Sander lucioperca (pikeperch), 391 nucleotides long. Its product is annotated as apoptosis-associated speck-like protein containing a CARD. The coding region runs from base 85 to 360 and encodes 91 amino acids. Gene Ontology annotation, biological process: innate immune response; inflammatory response; regulation of apoptotic process. NCBI's taxonomy places the organism in Eukaryota, Metazoa, Chordata, Actinopteri, Perciformes, Percidae. The transcript is spliced from 3 exons. The record is from RefSeq and is a predicted model, not a curated record.
CUUUCUAUUUUUGCAGAGCAAGAGACGGGUGGACGGUCCUCAAAACCUGGUUCCAGUGACACUGGAGCAACUGGUGUGAAUACCAUGGCCGACGACAAGCACUUUGUGGAUAAACAUAGAAACCAGCUGAUCGAGAGAGUGAGCAACAUUGCAGCCAUUUUGGAUGAGCUCCUCGAGGAGGAUGUCAUCCAACCAGAGACGUAUGAUAAAAUCAGGGUUCUGUCUAUCUGUCAGGAGAAGAUGAGGGAGCUCUACUCUGGUCCCCUGAAAGCUGGUGGAAUAAGGUGCAAAGAUAAAUUCUACAACAUCCUUAGGAAAAGGGAGCGGUAUCUAGUUGAUGAGCUCAAGGAUAUGAAGUGAUUGUUAUAAUGAAAUCCAUUUUUAGACCAAA